UUGUGUUUUUCUUUCCAUAAUUUAUCUGUGUUUUUCUGUCUAAAAUAUAUAUUUUUUAUGGCAUCUUUCAUUUGAUAGAUUUGUCCAACUUUUAAAAUAAUACUAUAUAUUGUUAAUUCGAUCAAUAAUUAACUUAUUAUUAAUUAUUUUGUGAUUAUUUAAAUAUUUUAUUUAACAGUAAUUCAACUAUAAUCAAUUUUUUUUUUCCAUAAUGGUUUUAACAAGAGAAUAUCGUAUUCCAAUGCCACUGACCGUUGAAGAGUAUCGAGUUGGUCAAUUGUACAUGAUUGCACGACAUAGUAAUGAACAAUCAGAAGCAAACGAUGGUGUUGAAGUUGUUGAAAAUAAUGAGUGUGAUGAUCCAGUUUAUGGCAAGGGUCAGUUUACUGAAAAAAGAAUUCAUUUAUCAAGCAAACUGCCAUACUGGAUUCAAGCAAUUACACCAAGAGUAUUUUACAUUACUGAAAAAGCAUGGAAUUAUUAUCCAUUCACAAUAACUGAAUACACUUGUUCAUUUUUACCAAAAAUACAAAUAUCAAUUAAAACGAGAUAUGAGGAUAAUAAUGGUUCAACAGAAAAUUGUUUAGGUUUAAAACCAAUUGAAUUGAUACAACGUGAAGUUGAUUUUAUUGAUAUUGCAUAUGAUGAAUUGUCAGCAAAACAUUAUAAAGAAGAAGAAGAUCCAAAAUUUUUUCAAUCUAAAAAAACUGGUCGUGGACCACUUGUUGAAGGUUGGAAGACAACAACAAAACCAAUUAUGUGCUCUUAUAAAUUAGUUGAUGCAUCAUUUGAAGUUUGGGGUAUGCAAACAAGAGCUGAAGAUUUUAUUCAUAAGUGUAUACGUGAUAUUUUACUGCUUGGACAUCGACAAGCAUUCACAUGGAUCGAUGAAUGGUACGACAUGAGUAUUGAUGAUGUACGUAAAUAUGAAAAAAAAAUGCAUGCUGAAACAAAUGAAAAAAUGUUAUUGAAAAAUGAUAAUGAAUCAGUUCCAUCAUCACCAAAAUUAUCAACACCAACUGGUUCAAUUCCAUCAUCACCUAAAAGUCCAAAUGAUUCAGUUAAUAAAUCAUGGUUCACUUGGUCAUAACUAGAAUUAUUUAAUUAAUUCCAGAAUUAAUAAUUAACCUCAUGUUAAUGUCACAUGGAUUUGAAGAUUUAUAUUUUUAUCCACCAUUACAAAUAAUAAUAAAUCUAAAAUUUACAGUAAAAAUUAAAUUUAAUUGUAUUUUAAAUACAAGUAAU
This is a messenger RNA of Aphidius gifuensis, 1245 nucleotides long. RefSeq names its product cytoplasmic phosphatidylinositol transfer protein 1 (gene rdgBbeta). Gene Ontology annotation, biological process: phospholipid transport. The coding region runs from base 212 to 1090 and encodes 292 amino acids. The transcript has 7 exons. Lineage: Eukaryota; Metazoa; Arthropoda; Insecta; Hymenoptera; Braconidae. The record is from RefSeq and is a predicted model, not a curated record. Gene Ontology annotation, molecular function: phosphatidylinositol transfer activity; phosphatidylinositol binding. Gene Ontology annotation, cellular component: cytoplasm.